UCGGAGCGGCACCUGCCGUGCCUGCCCCCCGCGCCCGGAGCCGGCUCCACCACCGCCCACCGUCCCGGCUGCCCUCCCCCUCCCACGGCAGCUCCCCGGGGCUGCACCACUGCUCGGCGUUGGAGGCCGCGCUGGCCCGGGCAGGCCCUGCCCCGCGGCCCCUCCCAGGCCGCGGCCUCGCAGGCCUCUUGGACGUGUAAACAAUGGAAGAUGAGGAAAAUCAAGUGCCAGCCCUGAAUGAAAAGCAGGUGCCGAACUCUGAAAGUACUUAUGUGUGCCAUGUCACCGACAUGAAUCGACUGCAACGUUUCUUGUGUUUUGGUUCAGAAGGUGGUACUUAUUACAUCAAGGAGCAGAAGCUGGGCUUUGGAAAUGCAGAAGCUUUAAUAAGACUGAUUGAAGAGGGUAGAGGUUGUGAAGUUGUUCAAGAAAUAAAGACAUUUAGUCAAGAAGGCAGAGCAGCAAAACAGGAGCCCCUGCUUUUUGCUCUUGCAAUUUGCUCACAGUGUUCUGAUGCAAAAACCAAACAAGCGGCGUUUAAAGCUGUUCCUGAGGUGUGUUGCGUACCAACCCAUCUCUUUACUUUCGUCCAAUUUAAAAAGGAUCUGAAGGAAGGCAUGAAAUGUGGCAUGUGGGGCCGUGCACUGAGAAAAGCUGUUGCAGAUUGGUACAAUGGAAAGAAUGGCAUGGCUCUUGCUUUAGCAGUUACAAAAUAUAAACAAAGGAGUGGUUGGUCUCAUAAAGAUCUUCUGAGGUUGUCCCACCUAAAACCUGCCAGUGAAGGAAUUGCUGUAGUCACUAAAUAUAUUACCAAAGGGUGGAAAGAUGUCCAAGAGGCUUACAAAGACAAAGCAGUUUCUGCUGAGACUGAAAAACUCUUAAAGUAUCUGGAGGCUGUGGAGAAAGUGAAACACACAAAAGAUGAGUUGGAAGUUACUCAUUUAAUAGAGGAAUAUGGUCUAGUUAGAGAGCAUCUCCUGACAAACCAUCUGAAAUCUAAAGAGGUUUGGAAGGCAUUGCUGAAGGAGAUGUCCAUUUCUGUACUGUUGAGAAAUUUAGGAAAGCUGACAGCAAAUUCAGUGCUUGAACCACAAGGUUCAGAAGUGGCGAUAGUGUGUGAAAGACUGAGAAAUGAGAAACUGCUAAAAAAGGGUAGAAUACAUCCAUUCCAUAUUUUGGUUGCAUUAGAAACCUACAAAACUGGACAUGGAAGCAGAGGGAAGCUUUGGUGGCGUCCCGAUGAAGACAUUUUAGAAGCUUUAGAUGCCUCGUUUUACAAAACUUUCAAGACAGUUGAACCAACAGGGAAACGCUUCGUGCUUGCAGUUGAUGUCAGUGCAUCGAUGACGCAAAAAGUUUUGGGCAGCGUGCUCAAGGCUAGCACGGUUGCAGCAGUGAUGUGUAUGGUUGUAGCACGUACUGAGAAGGAUUCCCAUAUUGUUGCCUUUUCACAUGAAAUGGUCCCUUGCCCAGUGACGGCUGAUAUGACGUUACCUCAAGUAUUAGUGAAAAUGUAUGAAAUUCCAAUGGGUACCACCGAUUGUUCCCUUCCGAUGAUAUGGGCUCAAAAAACUCAGACAGCUGCUGAUGUCUUCAUUGUAUUUACUGAUAAUGAGACCUUUGCUGGAAAUACUCAUCCUGCAACAGCUCUUAGAGAAUACAGAGAGAAAAUGGGUAUUUCUGCUAAAUUGAUUGUUUGUGGAAUGACCUCAAAUGGUUUUACGAUCGCAGAUCCAGAUGACAGAGGCAUGUUGGAUAUAUGUGGCUUUGAUACAGGAGCUUUGGAUGUUAUUCGAAACUUCACUUUGGAUUUGAUUUAAUUUUCCAGGCAUCUUGCUCCUCCCAGUGGGUCCAUUGCUGGCAACAGACUUCACCCUGGGAACUCGCAGCCAAAUAUACUGUAUUAGAAUAUGGCACAUUAUACACAUACCAGAAUGUUACCUUUUUGUGAAGGGAAAACAAGAAAAGCAGAUAAGGAAUCUCUUUUCUCUUUUUUCCUGUUGCACACAACUUAAAAUAACAGCGGGAAGUUUGCUAAAAGUAGCUACAGGGUUGGCUUUCAUUUAUAAUAGAUGAUAAAUACUGAGAGAUUUUUAAUUUUUCCCCCCACCAUUGCUGUGGAAUGCUUGUUUGCAAGAAUAAAUUGAUGAGUUACUCUUAGGAUAGGGCAGGGAAAAAAAGUGGGUUUAGUAUUUUUAAUAAUGUUGAUUUAACAGCAACUUUGUGAGGAAAUUUUCUUUGGACUUCUUAAAGUCUUUGUAUUUUUAAUUACUAGGGUUCAACGGUUUCCAUUGUUACACUUCAAAUCUACAAAAGAAGUAUUUUCUGAAACACGUGAGACCAUGUGACUGUGAUACAGUAUAAAAUUGGUGAAAUUUUAUACUGAUAAAACUGAAAGUGGAAGAGCUCAUGCUGAUCUUUUUCUGUCUAGAUUAUGGUCUAGGUUUUCAGGAGUAAAGUGUAAUUAAUGCUCUUUAGAUAAAUUGAGGGGCAGUUUCAAUGCAGUUUCAGAAGCACUAUUUUAGAACUAAUAUGUUUUACCAGAAGUUGUACAAGCUGGUUUUAGUAGAAAAAGAUCUUGGAAAUGCCUAGGAAGCUGCACUGAGUCCACGUUAUAACUUCAGGAAGCGUCAGCACACUUUCAGUGAGAAAAAUCAAGUGCAUGUGUCUUGGCUGGCUCUUGACAGCUGAACGGUAACAACCAGAAACGAAUAGCUACAUUUUUUUCAAAACAAUGUAUUCAGUAAUACAGAAACAAUCUUCCUAACAGGAGAGUAUUUCAUUUUUUAGAACCUUUUUGUAGAUUAAUGCUACUUCUGAUUUCUUAAAUUAAUUCAAGCUAAUAUUUUUUCAAAACUACCUCCGGUUUAUAGCGACCAAUUCUUAAAAACUUCUAUUAAAUGUACAGUUGCCUCCUUCAUGUUCUCAAAAUCUUGUUUAGGAAGUGAUUGAAACUGGAUUUUUUUUUCAGUCUAAUAGUAGGAGUGUGAAUAAAUAAGGAUAAAGCUAGUGAAUAUCUUAUCACUUUGGAACAGGAAUUGAUAGCAAUUCAUGUGUAUAUGUAUUUAAUUCUGUGUGUGUGUGUUUUAUAUAUGUGUGUAUGGGGGGAAGUUAAAAGAUCUCUUUAGUAGAUCACAAUCUUAGAAGAUGAGAAGGGGUUUUUAGUGAUGCUUUUACAACUUCCUCUAAGACAAAUGUAUGUCAGCCUCUUUUGUGCUAAUUCUGGCUGAUGAAUUUGAUGGCAAUGAAUUUGAUGUUAAUUUGAAAAUAAUCGUAAUUUAUAAAAAUAACCCAGUUGUGGUAAAUGAUGUGUAAGACCAUAUUUUUCUGCCUAAAACCCAAGCUUUUAAAUGUGAAAUUCAAGUUCAUGUUAUACUUUUGAUACUUGUAACACUUUUCAUUACGCCUCUAACGUAUCGAUUAUCAUUUCAAAGCUUGCAUUCUGUAGGUUGGAUAUCUCUUUUGGUGCUAAAACUUGAGGUUACAUGUUACUGACAGUAUUCUGCUACAUACUUUAAUGAAUACAUGAAGACAGUGAGGGAAGCUUUUUCUGACAUUAAAAUCAUGGCUUAAAGAACUGAUGGAAGGACUGUUACCUUUCAGUGGACACAAAUGUAGUUACUCCUGAAUUAUCACUGCUUCUGUGAUACAGCUCUGAUAGGAUCCUUGGAGAAUAUGAGAUUGCCACCAGCUUGCUGGGUGACAUCUAGAAAAAACAAGUGUUCCUACAACAGCUGAGACAUAGCACUUUGAGUUGGAAAAAGAGAAUUACCCAUUUUAUGAAAAAAAUUCUUACCACUUUUAGUCUCCUUUCUAAAUAAACCCCAUGAAUAUGGGGAGUAACCUCAUUUACUCAAUAUAUUUCAAGUUAAUGCACUGAUGUUUUGGGGUUGGUUUUGGUAGUUAUGUGUUUUUAAUUGCACAGUAGUCAAAACAUCUGAUUAGGUGUUUCUUCUAAGCUAGCGGUGUUGAAAAUGACUGAUAGAUAAGUAUCUUUGACAAGUACUUUUUCUUAUUUGGAGUAGUAUUUGUGAAGUAAUAGGAAAUAUUUUGGACUAAAUAUAAAAUAAAAACUUAAACAAGUAUUUCAAGUAACUUUAUGCAGCUAAUUGCAUAAAUUUACUGCAAGUAAAAGAUUACACUUGUUACUAACAGAUUGAAUGAAUGGUUUUAGUAGUGUUGCAUCUUUGAAAGCAGGCCAGUUUAAAAUCCAGUUCCUCGAAUUAGGGUGUAAGUGAAAGUGAACUUUUCAGUAGAACUUAGGGAAAAUGUAGCUCCCUGUAUCUAUUGACACUGGGUGGCUGUGCACCAUGUUAAAGGUAGUCAUCCGUUCUGGAGGAUGUAAUAUGCUCCUAAAUAUUUGCCAUAUCUCUGUGCUAAAAAGAUCUUGUUAGAAAUAGAAUAUUCUAAGUGUUUGGUUAUGUGCUGUAAAACUCGCACCAGUGAAGUCAGCUUGACAUCUGCUCCUUUAAGAUUUUCACAGAGAGGGGAAACUGAAGUUAAUGCAGAGAGCUGAAACUUUGUAGUGUGUUGACCUUUGUUUCUCCUGUUUUCUGUUUGGUUUUGUUAUUAUCUCACAGUAAGGGCCUUAGAAGAAUGAUGCUGCAUAUUCCUUUUCCAUACGCUGGAUCUUUUAUCUGCCCAGAUAGUGAAUGUUAGGGGACAGGAUAACUAAUUUGCCAUAGCACAAAUUUGUCCUGAUUUUAGUCUUUAGUUACUAAGCUGAUAGUUUCCAAUUUGAUAACUGGACAUGUAAAGUGGCAAUAAUUACUGUAAUGUUAAAAAAAAGAAACAGUAAGUGAGCUAAGGCAGAGUUGCUAAGCUUAAGCAUUAGUUCAAUGUACAAUGAAUAACCUCCCCUUUCACCAAAGAGGAGACACUGACUUUUUCGAAUUAAUAGUGUUGUUUGCAUUGGAGGAACACUUUGACUAACAAAAUAAGAAUGGGGCUAUAAUUGUGCACUGCAGUGUACCAGUAAAAAUGGAACAGGGACAAGUUAGUUAAGUUUAUUCACAACAUUAAUAGAAAAAAAAAAAGUCUAAAUGCAGAGUGCAGCUGCAGACUGGGUUAAUGCAGGUUUCCUGAUGUCUGACAGAAUUAACAGGCUUUCGGUUGGGCUGCCAUUUCACUGUGACCCCCUCCCAGUUCUUAAGUAGUAGACUAUCAGGUCUAAGACUACAAUGUUCAGGCACUUUAGCAUCAGAAAGAACAAAAGGGUGUAAUGGUUGGAAGCACAGCGGGGGUAAAACAUUCUUGUGGAAUGAAGGACUAUAAGGAAUGAACAUUAAGGUCAACUUUCUUCAUGGAAGGGAUACGAUCAAGAAUGUGAAGAGGGCAGAAGGCACUCAAGAUUUCUUAAAAAUCACGCAAUACAUACAUCAGCACUGUGUAAUAAAUUGGAUAGACAGUAAUAAUUUUGCUGAGAAAUAGAGUUUUGUGUCAGGAGUUUAAGACCGGUAGCAAAGAGGAGGAGAAUUUGGGCUGCUUGUAGAAUUAGGUGACAGACAAAAUACGGGGGCUUACCUACUUUCCUUUGUGUUUAAAAAAAAUGAAGUCUAAAAGUAGGUGUGAAUCUGAAGUCUGCAGGGCCAGUCUAAGUGCCCACUAUGUGGAGGCCACUAAAAGCUGGCGCUAAAAUAUCUUGCUGCUUAAAAUCCCUCUUAAAACUGUUUGUUAAACAUAAAUCAUUAGGGGUGUUGUGUUGUUCUUUUUUGUUGUUGUUUAAUUGGGGCCCAUAAAUGGGCAUGGCUUUAAAAGGCUGUUCAAUGAACAAUAUAUUCUUGGCUUAAAAAGUACACCAGCAGUUUUGGAAAUGUGUUUUAAUAAUGCCUCUGUCUGUAAAAAACACUAAGGAAAUCUCUGUUGCAAAAUGUUCUGCACUCAACCACAUAGCUAACUGAAAGCCACCAUACCAGAAGCAUUAGAAUUGCUUCCUUUUAUUUAGUUUCUUGUCUUACCGGUUUGCUUUGUCCUUCCCUGCCUCUGUUAAUAUUAGCUUUUUUUCUCCUUUCUCAUCUCCUUGUCACCUUAAACCUGUACUUGAAUCUCUUUUCACAUAUAAACUCUUGUCCAUUCCUUUUUUUUUGGCUCCCUCUGUUCUUCAUUGAGCGUGCUGGCUUAGCUAAAUAACUGAUACAUGAACUGAUAUCAUAGUAUUUAUCUUAAUUUAAAAAAAAAUGGAUAAAUUGUUACAUUUCUUUGAUUAUAUAAAUCUCUUACAAAACAUUUAAUUUGCUGUAUCUAUCAGAUCUUGGGUAAAACUUUGUGUAAAGAUCAGUGACAAAAGUAUACUUUGCUUCUCUAAAAAAAAUCCAACAUCUGCCUGAGAGUGGCUUUAUUUUCAUAAAAUAACCGCUUAAAAUAGGCCUUUCAAAUUUAAAGCUUCUUUCUAGAGUUAGUUCAGCGGGUUGGAGCUUUCCAUACUGUUGAAUAUUAUCUGGCUACUGUAAUAUGCAGAAUUAGGGAAACGUUUAAAUUAAUAUUCUGGAUAAACGAGCAGUUUCUUUGAAGUAUUGAUUAGAGAAAAUGUUCAAAGAAUAGGAUGUAGAAGUAAGUCAAAGCAAAGAAUCAUUUGUCUUGCUUGCGCUUUUAAUCUUUUUUGUAAGCAUUUAAUUGGUUUUGAGGUUUAUUUUGCUAUUUACAAUGUUUCACAGUGGACAAAUAUACUGUAAGUAAGCUGUUUGUAAUGACUAUUGCUGCAAUGGUAGAAACUUCAUCUUGCCAUGAUACAGUGUCGUGUACAACAUUGCUGAGUAAGCGUUAUGGGAAAGGGUAAAACACUAGGACAGUGGAUUAUGUAUGUGUUGCUUUGAGAGCUAAAAUUUAAGCUUAGCUAAUGUCAGCAGAAGGUAUGGUAUCUUUCAAUAUGUGUGCUUACAUUUGGAUUUAUAAUUUUGAUACUGUAAAUUGUGGUUUCUUUAGGUAUUUCUGCAUUCUGAAUUUAAGUUUAAAUAUAUAGAUUUGCAUAUAUAUGUGGUAUGUUGAGAACUUUUAUAAACGCGUCAUUAACAAAUAAUGAACAUAGAAAGCUGUUUUCCUAAUGUUACCAGCUUCUUAGAGUUAAGCACAACUAGUUAAAAAUGUCUUUCCUAUUACAUUCGCCUAUAAAAGUGCAGUUCUACUCUUUAAACAUAAUUCUGUAUAAAGCAGCAGCAGAUGGGUGUGUUCAGAGCCCUGUCUGCUUAGUUAAAUAACUUGAUCUCUUAUUUCCAGCUUCACCCACUCCUUAGGAGCGUGGUGGUUAAGCUGGAUAAGCAGGUACGUCUUAAGUGUAAGUACAGAAUCUUUUAGUGGAUAAUUUUUAACAUUCACAUCCCAGGGCAAGCGUUAUUUUAAGAUAAACAGCUUCGUCCUGGAGACAACACUAAGUAAAAUGUAUGGAAAAUUUUACUGAAUAUUUUUGAGUCCCCCUUUAUUUUUUUUUUCCUAGAGUAGAACCACACUUUAACCACCAUAUCAUGUUUAAAUAACUUAAACAUGACAUGGCUUUGUGCCAUCCAGUAAUGAAGGCACCGUCUUGCUGCUACUUUCUAUGAAAUGAUACGAAACUAAUGAGAAACUAUUUGGAUGGGGAGCCUUAAUAUGAUUAAAAAUAAACAAUUAACCCUUUGAGUGCCUUAAGACAUAACUUCUUUUAUAAUCGGGCACUCACUUGGACCUGCAGGCAUACAUCAUCUUUUCUCAACUAUUGGAACAGAAUAUUGCCUUAAGUGACAGUGCCCUGGGAUUUCUCAAACUUAGAACUCAAAGGGUUAUUUUACACUACUGGUUUGGGACUUUUUUUUUUUUUUUAACAGGGAACAAAAUUAAAAGGUCUUUGAAAAAUUUCUUUGCAUACUAUUAUUAUUUUUACAUGAUGGAUUUACCAGCUUUCAGGUGUAAGACUAUUGUUAAUCUGAGAAAACAUAACUGGCCUAAGAAUUCUACACACAGUAAAAAAUACCUGGUUACCACUGUAUCUGCAAAAUAAAUUGUUUUAUUAAGUAUAAAUUUAGUGAGAGAUGCACAUUUGUGUGUGUUUACCUUGAUAAGCGUGUCCUUGUAAAUGAAAUUUUAAUAAGGCAGUGAUGGAACUAGCAUAAUACAGUAAACCGCAAUAAUAAAAAUAUAACAAGGUCAGUGUGUUGAACUCAUUACACAUGCUAAAGAUGCACAGUGCAGGAAACUAUACUAAAGACUUUCUACAAACGAUGCGGUUUAAACUUAUUUCAAACCCACAUCACAAAAAAGCAGCUGUCAAAUGUAAAUGAUACUCUUACAGCCCUAGUUAUCUGGAAUUGAAUGGGAUGCUUUUUUCCUUGAGGGGAAAAAAGUUGAGGUGCAUGCCGUGCUGAAAGCAAUGGAAAUAACAAGUCUUAUUCACAAGAAGUGAGUAAAAAUUCAUUUACUAACGUUUCUGUUCUAAACUGUGCACCUUUAGUAGUGUAAUGGUCCCUUUUACUGAAGAAUGUGAUAUAAUUUUCUACUUGCAUAUGAACUUUCAUGAAAUAACCAAGAGUCUUGGCAUUGCCUGUUCUGGCUUUGGGUGUACAUUGUACUGAAACUAUUGAAUUUUAGACAUUUCUUUUAGACAUAUAACUGCAAGUUAAAAUUACUAGUAAACUGCAUUCUGACUGUAGAAUUUAAGUACUAAAUAAACUCUAUGCAUAUUAGACCCA
Molecule: messenger RNA, 8657 nt
Organism: Columba livia (rock pigeon)
Lineage: Eukaryota; Metazoa; Chordata; Aves; Columbiformes; Columbidae
Gene: RO60
Product: Ro60, Y RNA binding protein
Exons: 9
Coding region: 204-1820 (538 amino acids)
Cellular component (GO): ribonucleoprotein complex
Molecular function (GO): RNA binding
Source: RefSeq, a predicted model, not a curated record